Molecule: messenger RNA, 978 nt
Organism: Didymodactylos carnosus
Lineage: Eukaryota; Metazoa; Rotifera; Eurotatoria; Philodinida; Philodinidae
Source: the annotation of a GenBank genome assembly
AUGAUGGUAGCGACAACUGGAUCAUCGAUUGUUACACAACUCGACUCUGCAACAUCACAAUUGAAUCGUUUUAUACCCAUUCCUCUACUCGUACUUGGUACAAUUGGAAAUAUUUUCAAUGCGAUUAUAUUCAGUCGACGAUCGUUAAAGAGACUUCCUUGUUCAAUUUAUUUUCUAUCUUCAACCAUUUGUAAUUUUUUAGCCCUAUAUUCUGGUCUCAUAACACCCUAUUUAAAUCUAUACGAUCUUGAUCCAACAUCCUAUUCCACUGGCGUGUGUAAAAUUCGAUUUUACAUCCGGUAUACCUCCAUCACACUAUCUUCAUGGUUUAUACUGUUAGCAUGCAUUGAUCGCUAUGUAUCAAGUUCCCACAAUGCAAGAAUUCGUGGCUAUAGUCGCUUGACACUCGCCUAUCGUGUAACGAUCAUUACGAUCCUAAUUGGGAUCAGUGUACCAUUCACUCAAACGUUUUAUUGCUAUGAAAUAAUCAAUAAAUCGUGCACCACUCGGAACACUGGAUGUAAAUUAGCCAACGAUAUUAUUCUGUUGUCUUCUCUCAGUUUUAUUCCACCAAUGGCUAUGGUUUUGUUUACAUUAUUAACCAUUCGUAAUGUAAAAAGAAUGAAUAUGAGCACAAAACGCCGUCAUAUUCAGUUGGUUAGAAUGUUGUUCGCACAAGUCAUGGUGAUGGUUAUUCUCUAUUCAUUACCAGUUACGGCACAAAAAUUGUACUCCGAUUCCACGGCCUAUCUCACUGGAAAGCCAUCUAUUCGUGUAGCAAUUGAAAAUCUGGCACAACAAAUAUCAACAAAUAUAUCCUACAUUAACAACAGUGUUGGCUUUUAUAUUUACAUCUUGACAGGAACACUAUUUCGAAAAGAAUGGAUGCGAGUAUUGGUAUGCCAGAAAUCAAAUGCCAUUUCAUCAAUUCAUACAAAACAUCAAUCAAUUAACACAAAUACGAUUGGUAAACGGUGA